Anopheles darlingi is the source of this 803-nucleotide messenger RNA. Its product is annotated as endocuticle structural glycoprotein ABD-5-like. The transcript has 2 exons. Lineage: Eukaryota; Metazoa; Arthropoda; Insecta; Diptera; Culicidae. Gene Ontology annotation, cellular component: chitin-based extracellular matrix. The coding region runs from base 78 to 479 and encodes 133 amino acids. The record is from RefSeq and is a predicted model, not a curated record. Gene Ontology annotation, molecular function: structural constituent of chitin-based larval cuticle.
ACCGUCCAUCCCAACAGCAGCAGCGGCAUUCGCAACAGAAUCUCAUUCCAAAAAAAAAAAACAAAAAAUCCAAGAAAAUGAAGCAGUUCGUAGUGUUCGCUAGUGUGUGCUGUGUCCUGCUGGCAGGACGUGUCGUGCUAUCGGCACCAGCUCCUCAGGCCCCGACCGGUGCCAAAAAUGCGAACGAAGUGCAAACGGUGCGGUACAACAGCGAGAACAACGGGCUCGAUGGUUACAAGUUUACCUACGAGCUGAGCGAUGGUCAGAUCCGCUCGGAAGUCGGAACGUACCGUGAUGUGAAGGAUUCCGAGGGCAAGGACGUGAAGGCGCUGUUCGUGCAGGGUUCGUACUCGUUCGUCGGUCCGGACGGUCAGACGUACUGGGUCAACUACACCGCCGAUGAGAACGGUUACCAUCCGAAGGUCGGAACCGGCCCAACCGGUGGCAUCCAAUCGGGCCAGGAUGCUCCGAUUGCCUAAUCCUUGCGGUGUCCUUAGGAUAACCCACCAACGAACCAGCCAGCCAGCCAGAACGUCAGUUAGUCAGUCAGAAGUCAACCUAUCGUCCGCGUGGAUUUUCCCCGGAGCGUACUCAGUGGAUUGCCGGAGAGCGAACGACAGAAGCGAGGACAGAGGAAGCAGCAGCGAUGAACAGCCGCGGAAGACAUCGACCACGAAUGCGUGCAGUGCGUGCAUGCGCUAAGUCAGUGGCACCAACUUUCCUAGACUCUUAAGAGCGGUACGAGAUGUAAAUAUGGAUGCUUUGUGUUCCUUAGCUAAAACGAAGGAAGUAAAAUAAACAAA